Messenger RNA from Aspergillus nidulans FGSC A4, 411 nucleotides. RefSeq lists its product as uncharacterized. The record is from RefSeq and is a predicted model, not a curated record. The transcript is spliced from 2 exons. The coding region runs from base 1 to 189 and encodes 62 amino acids. Lineage: Eukaryota; Fungi; Ascomycota; Eurotiomycetes; Eurotiales; Aspergillaceae.
AUGCCUGUCCUUCCUGACCCCAAGAUCCCUACUUCAGGCAGCAACAGCGACUCCUCAACUUCUCAGGACCAGAACAACAAAGCCACCGCUCAAGAUUUUCUCUCCAAGGGUCCUCAGAUUCCUGAUAACAUGCCGCCCAAAGCAUCUCGAGAAGAAAUCGAAGCUCGCAUGAAGGAACUCAAUAAAUGAGUGAUACCUAUCUGAAAGAUCCUGAGAAGCAGAUAUCGAAUUGGAAAACUUUGCGGCAUCGCUAUUAGCUGAAAUAGUCCAUUUAAUCAAAAAUGUAAUGAUUGUAUGAGGGCUGGCGGGCACACAGAUGUUUCUACCUUGUAUUCCCUAAAAGUCACCGUAUUUGUUAACCUUACUACAUGAGCAGUCCAGUAUUCACAAAAUAAAAUGAAUCUCCCUGGC